Messenger RNA from Rotaria sp. Silwood2, 504 nucleotides. The record is from the annotation of a GenBank genome assembly. NCBI's taxonomy places the organism in Eukaryota, Metazoa, Rotifera, Eurotatoria, Philodinida, Philodinidae.
AUGACACAAAGAUCACCAUCAGAACAAUAUUUACUUCAUCCUAUUGAAAAUCAUCGAAAUAUAUGUCAAUUAACAAAAAAUUCUAUUACAAAUAUUACUCAUGUACAAAAUCAUACUGGAACUAAUACAGAAGAAAUUCAAUUUAAUCGUGACAUUGGUACAAAUACACCGAAUUAUGCUGAACAAAUAGCUCAAGCUAUUGAUUAUGGAAAUGCUGCUGAAGAAAUUGCUCAAAUGCUUACACAAGCUUUAUUUAAUAUAUUAGCUGAAGCAACGGAAUCUUAUUGGAAAUUAAUGACUGAACGACGACGACAAGCUACUGAAGAAACAAAUAUUGAAAAUCAACAAUUACAUACUUUCAUUGAUGACUUAAGCAAAGAAAACGAUAAACUUCGUAUAGUAGCUAAUCAUCGUGAUUAUUUACAAAGUCUUCUUGAAACAUUAACUGCUGACAAUGAUAGUCUUCUUGAUGAAACAAAUACUGAUGAUAGCCCAAUAGAUUAA